Phyllotreta striolata is the source of this 1371-nucleotide messenger RNA. Lineage: Eukaryota; Metazoa; Arthropoda; Insecta; Coleoptera; Chrysomelidae. The record is from the annotation of a GenBank genome assembly.
AUGUCCUCGUCGAUUUGGACCGGAUCAGAAGUGGAUUUGUCCACAUUACACCGAUGUAGGUCAGCGAAUAGGUUAGAAUUUCGCUUGACCUGUUUGCGUAACAAAAAGUCCACUGGAAAAAUGCACGAUGAAAACGGGCGAUCGUUCGACGAUUUAAAUAACGGUACUCGUCAAACGAGAUCGGGAACUUGGCCGCGAACUCGAUCUUUAAACGCUCCAUCGCCCGUGCAACAAUUCGGACCAUGUGGAAGGAUAAUGAAAAAUUCCUCUAUGGUAAUGACAAUACAAGACCCCGCUAGUCAAAGACUGACAUGGUACAAACCGCCGCUUACAGUUCUUGUGAUAAAAAAAGUACGCGACGCCAGCGUCUAUUUACCUUUUAUACAAUUGGUCCAAUGGCUCACCGAGGAGAAACGUAUGGUGGUGUUCGUGGAAUCCUCGGUGAUGGAGGACAACAAUCUGGACCAGUACAAUUCCUUUUCGAAAUUCAAGGAUAAACUGAUGACGUUCAGAGACGGCAAGGACGAUUUGACAGAUAAAAUCGACUUCAUCAUAUGCCUGGGUGGGGACGGGACCUUGUUGUACGCCAGCCAAUUGUUCCAGCAAUCUGUACCGCCUGUGAUGGCCUUCCAUUUGGGCUCGUUGGGUUUCCUCACUCCGUUCCAGUUCGAGAAUUUCCAGGAGCAGGUCAACAACGUCCUUGAAGGUCACGCGGCGUUGACGUUGAGGAGCCGUUUGCGUUGCAUCGUGAUGAAAAAGGGCGAGCUGAGCAACAAAAACGGCGAUAAAGUACCGAAAGUACCGACGAAUCUUUUGGUAUUGAACGAGGUCGUCAUCGACAGAGGUCCAUCGCCUUAUCUUUCGAAUAUCGAUUUAUUCCUAGACGGUAAACACAUAACAUCUGUACAAGGCGACGGGUUGAUUGUAAGUACUCCUACUGGUAGUACCGCUUACGCAGUCGCAGCAGGCGCUUCGAUGAUCCAUCCCAGCGUACCAGCCAUCAUGGUAACGCCGAUUUGUCCGCAUUCGUUGAGCUUCAGGCCUAUAGUAGUACCGGCUGGAGUCGAACUUAAGAUCUCCGUGUCGCCGGAUAGCAGGAACACCUCGUGGGUGUCAUUCGACGGACGCAACAGGCAGGAACUAGUGCAUGGAGACAGUUUACGGGUGACAACUUCAAUCUAUCCGGUGCCGAGUAUAUGCGCCCAAGAUCAAAUAUCUGAUUGGUUCGAUUCGUUGGCUGAAUGCCUGCAUUGGAACGUGAGAAAGAGACAGAAGCACCUGGACGAAUUGACGGAUCUGACGCAUUCCAGUUCGAACGAUACGUUGGAUUCGUUGGAGAGGGACCUGUUGUUGGAGAAGGAGGAGAAAUGA